Molecule: messenger RNA, 2031 nt
Organism: Aspergillus melleus
Lineage: Eukaryota; Fungi; Ascomycota; Eurotiomycetes; Eurotiales; Aspergillaceae
Product: DUF3824 domain-containing protein
Exons: 4
Coding region: 1-2031 (676 amino acids)
Source: RefSeq, a predicted model, not a curated record
AUGUCAUACAUCUACAAAGAGCGUGAACGAGACCGCGAUUGGGACGAACCUCGUUCCUCGCCUGUUACCAUCAAGCGUUACGUCAUACCCCCCGAGGACGAUCGACGCGAGAGGGACUCGCUAUAUCGUCGCGAAGACCCCAUUACCGGUGACCGCGAAUUGGUAGUUCGGCGGCCCGCUGAACGAGAAGAACCCGUCAUGGUGCAACGCUACGAGCGUGACGUCGACUACGACUCACGCGGUGGUUAUGACUAUCGUUCCGAGAGAGACUACUAUGAACCUCGAGCCCCCGUCUAUGCACCGCCCCGUGAGUCUGACUAUGAAAUUGUCCACCGUUCCGAGGUGGAUCGCGACCCCGGUUACUACUAUCAUCGCCGUGUUCGCGAGUAUGAUGAUGACCGUCGCCUCCGUCGGGAGCUAAGUCCCAGCGAUUCGGUCUCUCAAGCAACCCGUCGACGCGAUGAUCAGGACUACAGCAGCGAUGACAGUAUGGUCUACAUCCGCAAAGAGACCCGUGAAGUCGACGACCACCCGCACCAUCGACGACAUUUGGCCGAGGGUGCACUGGUCGGAGUGGGCGCCGCAGAGUUACUCCGGAGUCGUCGCAAGAAGGGAGGAGAAGAGGUGUCUGGUGGUCUGGGUCGUGUCGGUCGUGAUGUUGGCGCCGGUGCGUUGGGUGCCGUUGCCGUGAAUGCGGCCUCUCGCGCCAGAGACUACUAUCGCAGCAAGAGCCGACACCGCGCCCACUCGUUCGACGACGACCGCAGCUCUCGCUCCCACCAUCGCCAUCAUCACCACAGUUACAGCCAUUCCCGCCGCAGCCGCAGCCGUUCCCACUCGCGCUCCCGCGCCCGAACAUUCACAGAACUGGGUCUUGGAGCGGCCGCCAUUGCUGGUGCCGUGGCCUUGGCCAAACAGUAUUCGAAUAAGGAAAAGGAGAAGGACGGGAGACGCAGUCGAUCUCGACACCGCCGUUCUGAUUCUGUGCGGUCCAGGGGAGCGCCCGACGCCGAGAAUCGUAGCGAGUCGCAGCGGAGAAAACAUAUGGCAGGUGCUGGGCUGGCCGGUGCAGCGGUAGCUGGAUUGGUGGAAAGGGCUCGCAGCCAUUCGCGCUCUGGCCGCCACGCACGGUCUCAGUCUCAUAGCAGAUUGAGAAAAGCUCUCCCGGUUGUGGCAGCCGGCUUGGGAACGGCUGCUGCCACGGGACUGUAUGAAAAACAGAGGGACAAGAAGAAAGAAGAGGAAGAAGGAAGAGGCGAAUCGAGACAUCGAGAACGCCGACGUUCUAGAUCAAGAUCCCGCAGCAGGGCGCCCUCCGACUUCUACCCCGACCCUGCUAGGGACUCGGCUGGCCUAAUCGAGUACGGCGAAGACCCGGUGCAUGGAAGCAUUCCCGCGGCCCAUUACUAUGGUCGUCCCGUGAGCUCCCAUGGAUACUAUUCCGACGCAUCUGACCCAGUGGCUAGCGGAGCAGCGGGUUUCGGCUCAAGACACCGUGGACGAGACCGUAGUCGCAGCCGCAGCCGCAGCCGCGGACGAUUCAGCAGCUCUGAUUCCGACUCACAUAGGAGAAGAAAGAAGGACGGCGGCGGGCUCCGCAGUCGCUCUCGUGAUCUCGCUGAAGCAGCCCUGGCUGCCACCGGAGUCGGCUAUGCCGCUCACAAGUAUUCCUCGCACCGCAAGGAUCGCAAGGACAAGGAGAGGAGCAGGGAAAGAAGUAGGGAGAGAAGCAGGGAGAGGCCGAGAUUCGAUGAAAGAGACUCAUAUGAAGACCCUUAUCGUCAUGAGCCCUACUCGCCUUCGCCUUCGACAGCUCCUCCGCCAAUUGACAAUCAAUAUUACCCCAACAGCAAUUACUUCCCGCCACCCCCAGGCUCUGCUCCCCGCCAGGCUGAGACUGCGGCACCAUACAACCCGGCCGACUAUCCACCACCCCCCGGAGCGGUGCCGCCUGUGCAGCCAUACGGUUAUGCUCCCCCGGCACCCGAGCCCUACGCCCCGCGACCCCGAAGAGCAGAUGAGAAUGUCUAA